AUGUCUGGACCUGGUGUCGGCUUCGAGUACCCUGCUCAGCCCGUUUCUUGGCUGAAGCGCGAUGUCCUGCUCUUCGCAAACUCCAUUGGCGCUACCGCCGACGAGCUUCAUUUCCUCUACGAACUCCACCCCAACUUUGCCGUCUUCCCUACCUACCCCGUCAUCCUGCCGUUCAAGGGCGACACACAAGAAGUGAUUGACUUCUACGCCUCCCAGAAGAAGAUCAAGAUUCCCGGUGUUCCCGACUUCGACUCCCGCCGCGUCGUCGAUGGCCAGCGAAAGAUUGAGUUUCUCAAGCCUCUGCCCAUCUCCUCGGAGGGCCACAAGUUCGAGAUCCGAACCAAGGUUCUCGGCGUCUACGACAAGGGCCGUCCCGGCUCCGUUGUUGACACCCAGCUCGAACUUGUCGAUGCCAACACCAACGAAGUCUACACUCGUCUCUUUGGCAGCGCCUUCUACGUUGCCCAGGGCAACUGGAGCGGUCCCAAGGGCCCUGCCACUGAGAACUUCCCUCCUCCCAAGGGCAAGAAGCCCGAUUGGGUGCUGGAGCACCAAAUCUCCAAGGAGGCGGCUCACCUGUACCGUCUGAAUGGCGAUUACAACCCCCUGCACGCCACCCCCGAGCCCGGUGUCAAGAUGGGCUUCCCCGGUGCCAUCAUGCACGGCCUGUAUUCAUGGAACUCUACCGCUCAUUCCAUUCUCAAGGCUGUGGGUGGCAGCAAUCCUGCCAACCUCAAGGAGUACCAGGCCCGCUUCGCGAGCCCUGUGCUGCCUGGUGACAAGCUCGUCAUCCAGGUGUGGAAGACGGGCGAGAAGAAGGGCGAGUUUGACGAGAUUCGGUUUGUUGUCUCUGUCGAGGGCGGAAAGGUGUGCUUGAGCAAUGGUCGUGCUUUAGUCAAGAUUGUGGGAGAUGACAAGGGAAAGCUGUAA
Molecule: messenger RNA, 930 nt
Organism: Trichoderma virens Gv29-8
Lineage: Eukaryota; Fungi; Ascomycota; Sordariomycetes; Hypocreales; Hypocreaceae
Exons: 3
Coding region: 1-930 (309 amino acids)
Cellular component (GO): peroxisome
Source: RefSeq, a predicted model, not a curated record